This is a messenger RNA of Pterocles gutturalis (yellow-throated sandgrouse), 3492 nucleotides long. RefSeq names its product huntingtin-like. Gene Ontology annotation, cellular component: cytoplasm; nucleus. NCBI's taxonomy places the organism in Eukaryota, Metazoa, Chordata, Aves, Pterocliformes, Pteroclidae. The record is from RefSeq and is a predicted model, not a curated record. The annotation marks the transcript as partial. The transcript is spliced from 27 exons.
GUGAAAAGACACCAAGGUUUUUACGGAAUAAAUGCAUGAGUCACACUAUUGCUUUUUCCCCAGCUAUUGGGGCGACAGGAGAAGCAGAAGGACUGAGGAGCAGAAAGAAAGAACUUUCAACUACCAAGAAAGAUCGAGUGAAUCAUUGCCUAACUAUAUGUGAAAACAUAGUUGCUCAGUCUUUGAGAAAUUCUCCAGAAUUUCAAAAACUGCUGGGGAUUGCUAUGGAACUUUUUCUCCUCUGCAGUGAAGAUGCGGAAUCUGAUGUCCGAAUGGUUGCUGAUGAAUGCCUUAAUAAAGUUAUUAAAGCUUUGAUGGAUUCCAAUCUUCCUAGGUUACAAUUAGAACUGUAUAAAGAGAUUAAAAAGAAUGGUGCUUCCAGAAGUCUACGUGCUGCACUCUGGAGAUUUGCUGAGCUUGCCCAUCUAGUUCGUCCUCAAAAAUGCAGGCCAUACUUAGUGAACCUUUUGCCCUGUCUAACACGAAUAAGUAAGAGACCCGAAGAAUCGGUGCAAGAGACACUUGCUGCGGCAAUACCAAAAAUCAUGGCAGCGUUUGGCAAUUUUGCAAAUGACAAUGAGAUUAAGGUUUUAUUGAAGGCUUUCAUAGCUAAUCUUAAAUCCAGUUCCCCUACUAUUCGUCGAACAGCGGCAGGAUCAGCAGUAAGCAUCUGUCAACAUUCGCGAAGAAUGCAGUAUUUUUAUGCCUGGUUAUUGAAUGUACUUUUAGGCUUGUUGGUUCCCGUAGAAGAUGAUCAUCCUACUCUUUUAAUUCUGGGUGUUUUACUUACACUAAGGUAUCUCAUACCUUUAUUGCAACAACAAGUAAAGGAUACCAGCCUGAAGGGCAGUUUUGGUGUAACAAGAAAAGAAACAGAGAUUUCACCUUCACCAGAACAACUUAUACAGGUUUAUGAGUUGACUCUGCAUUACACCCAGCAUCAGGACCAUAAUGUUGUGACUGGAGCUUUAGAAUUAUUACAACAGCUCUUUAGAACGCCACCGCCUGAACUUCUCCAUGCCCUGACCACUUCAGGGGGCAUUGCACAGGUCAGUGUAUCCAAAGAUGAAUCUGCCAGCAGGAGCCGCAGUGGGAGCAUAGUGGAACUUAUAGCUGGAGGGGGGUCUUCAUGCAGCCCUGUUCUUGCGAGAAAGCAUAAAGGUAAAAUACUUCUUGGUGAAGAAGAGGGUUUGGAGGAUGAUCCUGAGACCCGAUCAGAUGUCAGCGCUGGAUCGUUUGCAGCUUCUGUGAAGGGCGAGUUAACCAGUGAAAUAGCUUCUUCAUCAGGUGUAUCGACAGCUGGGUCAGGAGGGAGUUCAGCUGCUGAUCCUACUGGACAUGAUAUCAUUACUGAGCAGCCACGUUCUCAACAUACGUUGCAGUCAGACUCUGUAGACCUGACAAGCUGUGAUAUGCCAAGUACAGCUACUGAAGGGGAAGAAGAUGAUGUGCUUAGUCGAAGUUCCAGCCAGAUCAGUGCUGUCCAGUCAGAUCCCACUAUGGACUUGAAUGAUGGUACACAGGCUUCCUCACCAAUUAGUGAUAGCUCUCAGACUACUACAGAAGGUCCAGACUCUGCUGUAACCCCUUCGGACAGUUCUGAAAUUGUUUUGGAGGGUGCUGAAGGACAGUAUUCUGGAAUGCAAAUUGGGCAGCUGCAGGAUGAGGAAGAUGAGGCUGCAAAUAUUCUCCAAGAUGAUUCAUCAGAGUCUUUCAGAAAUUCUUCUAUUGCACUUCAACAGCCUCACCUGUUGAAAACCACGAGCCAUAGUAGGCAGCCUUCCGAUAGCAGCGUAGACAGAUUUACAUCAAAAGAAGAUGCAGCAGAUCCUGGUGAUCAUGAAAAUAAGCCCUCCAGGGUAAAGGGAGACAUAGGCCACUAUACCGAUGGAAAUACUGCUCCUUUGGUGCACUGCGUUAGACUUCUGUCAGCCUCUUUUCUACUUACUGGAGAAAAAGGAGCUUUAGUUCCUGAUAGAGAUGUGAGGGUCAGUGUGAAAGCCCUGGCAGUAAGCUGUGUUGGAGCAGCCGUUGCUCUUCACCCUGAGUCGUUCUUCAGCAAAUUGUAUAAAACACCCCUUGAAGCAAUGGGAGAAGAGUAUGAAGAGCAGUACGUGUCAGACAUUCUGAACUACAUUGACCACGGAGAUCCCCAGAUUAGAGGAGCUACUGCCAUUCUGUGUGGAACAAUUGUCAACUCCAUUCUAAUUAAAUCUCGCUUUGAUGUGGAGAAAUGGCUAACAGAUGUCAGAAGCUCAACAGGAAAUCUCUUUUCCUUGGUAGAUUGCAUACCUCUGUUACAGAAAACACUGAAAGAUGAGUCCUCUGUUACAUGCAAACUGGCUUGUACAGCUGUGAAGCAUUGCAUCAUGAGCUUAUGUAGUAGCAGUUACAGCGAACUAGGUUUACAAUUAAUUGUUGACCUCCUUACGCUGAAGAAUAGCUCAUAUUGGCUAGUAAGGACGGAACUUCUGGAAACACUUGCAGAGGUAGAUUUUCGGCUAGUCAGCUUCUUGGAAGGAAGAACUGAGAGCUUGCACAGAGGUGUUCAUCAUUAUACUGGUCUACUAAAACUUCAAGAGAGAGUGCUUAAUAAUGUUGUAAUAUGUCUGCUUGGAGAUGAAGAUCCAAGAGUGAGACACGUAGCUUCAGCUUCAUUAGUGAGGCUUGUUCCAAAGCUAUUUUAUAACUGUGAUCAAGGACAGGCUGAUCCAGUUGUGGCAGUAGCAAGAGACCAAAGCAGUGUCUACCUGAAACUACUAAUGCAUGAAACACAGCCUCCAUCCCACUUCGCGGUGAGCACUAUCACCAGAAUAUAUAGAGGUUACAAUAUGCUGCAAAGUCCAACAGAUGUCACUAUGGAAAACAAUCUCUCAAGGGUUGUUGCAGCAGUUUCCCAUGCAUUGACACUAUCCACUACAAAAGCACUUACAUUUGGCUGCUGUGAAGCUUUGUGUCUUCUCUCCACAACAUUUCCAGUCUGCACCUGGAGCGUGGGAUGGCACUGUGGUGUUUCCCAGCCAAGUCCUUCAGAUGAAACUCAGAAAGGCUGCACUAUUGGAAUGGCUGGCAUGGUCCUGUCUCUCCUUUCAUCAGCAUGGUUCCCACUGGACCUCUCUGCACAUCAGGAUGCUUUGAUUUUGACUGGAAACUUGCUUGCAGCAAGUGCUCCCAAAUGCUUAAAGAAUCCCUGGAGUGCUGAAGAAGAUUCAAACCAAGGUGCUGCAAAGCAGGAGGAACCCUGGCCGGCUCUGGCAGAUCGAACACUUGUUAGUUUAGUAGAACAGCUCUUUUCUCAUCUGCUGAAGGUCAUUAAUAUUUGUGCACAUGUAAUGGAUGAUGUCGCCCCUGGCCCCGCAGUAAAGGCAGCGUUACCUUCUCUCACAAACCCACCUUCUCUUAGCCCAAUUCGGAGGAAGGGCAAAGAGAAGGAGUCUGUUGAGCAGGCGUCUGUGCCAAUGAGCCCUAAAAAGGGCAGUGAAACAAGUCCAG